UUUUCUGCUGUAUAUUACUAGUUGUCGACUACUCGAAUUUGUUCAUUUGUGAGAAAGAGUGAACGAGUUCGUAUUUCCAAUUUUUCAUUCAUCGGGGAUACCACCCCCACAUACACAGGACCUCUCACAGACGAAAUAAACAGGUACACAUACGAUUUUCGGAUCUAUAUUGAUGCAAGUGAGCAAGUUAUCUUCACAAAUUUCUCUUGACAUUCAGCUGUUGUCAAUGAAUGAUUUGUGGAUGGUUAUCGCCACUCACGUCAGUGUAGACAAGUAAUCUUGCACAAUAUCCCUUUCUUUAUUCCAGUUCAUCUUAUCACAGUGCAAGCAGUCAAAUUGGAAACAACCUCAUCCCGACUGUAAUACUGUAAGUUGAUUGAAUAUUGAUGUGAGUUGACAAACUGUACUGCCUCUUUAUAAUCACUAUCAUUUGACGUGAAUACACAAAGAGAUGUUAAACGAAUGAUUAGAACGUUGGAAUGGGUCGAUCAGAUGUUCUCAACUCUAAACCUGGGAAUAUUGAUGCCUCACUGUGUACUGUGUUGAUUGGACUAGCUUAGCUGGAAACUGGAGAAUGAAGACAUUUUGAUUAUUUGCAUAGAGUGAGUGCGGAAGUGGUCACUCCACAGUAUGGGACAAUCAAGACAGUUCCAAUAUUCACAAUAUUUGCCAGCGCCUUUCCUCAAUGAACAACAUACUUGCAUUAUGUACAUCGUGUUGAAGUGACUAUUUUGAGUUGAUCAACAAUAAAUUGCGUUUCGGCCCUUCAGACGUUGUAAUAGCUGGACAAUAUUCUAUUCAGACAUGAAUGCAUCCAUAUAGUUCAUUCAUAUCAUGGUAUUCACCAUGAUACUCCCGAAAUACUUUGGCUUUCUCCCCAUCUCAUUGUGUAUUAUAGUUAACCCGAGUGAUGACAAGCGAAUUUCUCACUUUGAUUUCAGGAUACUGGCCGACAUCGUAACUCUUCUAUUAACUUUUGUCACGAAACUGAGGGAUAGUUUUCCUGCCAAUGUCUCCGUCACCUUAUUAGCAGUUUAUUCACUUUCUGCUGGUGCAGCAGUACUAUUAACUGAACUGAAUUGGUCGGAAGCCCUCAUUGUGCUUAGCAUGACGGCUGUGAUUUUCAUGACCGCUGCGAUUGCAGGUCUCAAAUCGAAGAAUCUGAGUGGUAAAGGAUGGAAGGUAUUCAUGUGGAUAUUGGUCGGAUUUUUGCUUGUCGGUGGGGUAGCUGCCAGCUUCAUACCCCUUCAUCCACAACUCAUGACGGCAGUUGGUAUAUCCUUGACCGUUGCAUUAGCCAUAAGUAUCUUCAUGACCAUCGAUUACCUGAGAGAUAUGGCUCUUUCGAUCCAACGUUCUCUGUUAUAUUAUUCUUCGCAUACAUAUUAUGGUUUCAAGAAAUGUUACUUUGCUUAUCAAUAACUCUAUGUUACGCGGGAAUAAACAGUACACUGAGUACUUCCAAUAACUUGGGUUAUCCAGAUAUUCAAAUCACCCUCCAUUGACUCUUCACCUUACUAUUUUCCGUGUGUGUGUGUGUGUGUGUGUGUGUGUGUGUGUGUCAUCAUGAAAAUGUUUGUACUCAGAAAAUUAACAAACACUUUCUGUUGUCACACAACUGAACUACAUAACUUGAAUAAUCUAUGCAUAGUGUUUCUUUGAUGGUCUCAUUUAUUAUUCGGUGGUUGAAUCCAAAUAUUUGGUUACUGCUAGUUACCAGUGAUUGAAUUUCAUUCUAUGAAUAUUAAAAAAUGUGAUUUUGAUAACUAGGCUGAAUCGCCUAAAUCCACUUUCCUUCAUUGAAUGUAAUGAAAAUUGAACACGACACAUCUUCAAUGUUAG
Molecule: messenger RNA, 1842 nt
Organism: Heterobilharzia americana
Lineage: Eukaryota; Metazoa; Platyhelminthes; Trematoda; Strigeidida; Schistosomatidae
Source: the annotation of a GenBank genome assembly